Molecule: messenger RNA, 1480 nt
Organism: Dacryopinax primogenitus
Lineage: Eukaryota; Fungi; Basidiomycota; Dacrymycetes; Dacrymycetales; Dacrymycetaceae
Exons: 9
Coding region: 161-1390 (409 amino acids)
Molecular function (GO): dipeptidase activity
Source: RefSeq, a predicted model, not a curated record
GCAAUCCACAAGCAGCACGUGGUAUCACACAGCUGCAGACGCAAUACAAGAGCCCGUAAAACGAAUAUCACUCAUCUUGCCACCCUGACUCCACCACAUCUGGCAAGAUAUUAGUCUUUUGAUUCCUCCUCAACUUUGGGAUCUUCACUUUUCCGUAAUCAUGACUGAUAGCAACGUUAUCUCCAAGACGAUUACGGAGAAGAUCGACGAGUUGAGUGGGGAACUCCGCAAGCUCAGCCUUGGCAUUCACGAACAUCCCGAGCUCCGCUUCGAGGAGAAAUACGCCCAUGAUGUUCUAACGAAGUUUAUGGAGUCCAAGGGAUUCAACGUUACCCCACACUGGAAGGAUUUGGAUACCGCAUGGGUCGCGACGUUUACCCAUGGCUCUGGAGGAAGGAACCUUGGCUUCAACAGCGAGAUGGAUGCGCUGCCAGGUAUCGGACAUGCUUGUGGUCAUAAUUUGAUCGCGAUUGGGGGCGUCGCAGCCGCGUUGGGUGUUGCAGAAGCGAUGAAGCAACACAACAUUUCGGGAACCGUCACGCUUAUGGGCACACCGGCGGAAGAGGGAGGAGAUGGAAAGUGUAUACUGUUGAAGAGAGGAGCCUACGACGGGCUGGACGCUUGCCUGAUGAUCCACCCUCGCCCCGGUGCGAAAGACUGGCAUGGUGCGAACAGUUGUCUUGCAAGGGCGCAGGUAGAGGUCGAGUAUACGGGUCAUACCGCCCAUGCCGCAUUUGCCCCAUGGGAUGGACGCAACGCGCUGGAUGCAGCCGUUAUUGCAUACACGUCCAUCUCGACCCUCCGCCAGCAGCUGAAACCGACAACCCGCGUGCACGGCAGUUUGGAAGGAAAGGACUGGACGCCUAACGUCGUGCCAGACUAUGCCAAGCUGAGCUAUUAUGUCCGGACGCCGAGGUAUCAGGAGAUCGGGCCGGUUAUGAAGAGAGUAAAGGAAUGUUUUACUGCAGGAGGACUGGCAGCAGGUUGCGAGACGAAGAUAACUGAACAGUCGAUGAUGAUCGACUUGCUUACAAACAAACCACUAGCGGAGGAGUAUAAGAAUAUCGUGGAGGGACAGUUCGGGAAUAAGGUUGACCUUGGUCCGGAGGGAUUCUUUGGUGCUUCGACAGACUUUGGAAAUGUCUCCCAUGCCCUUCCCGGCCUUCACCCAGUUUAUGCCAUCCCCACCAAACCAGGUGGAGGAAACCACAACCCGCUGUUCACAGCGGCCGCCGCAACACCCGAAGCACACGCCGCAACCCUCGUCGCCGCGAAAGGGAUCGCGCUCACUGGGAUGAAGGUACUUACAGAUUCUUCAUUUGCAGUGAAGGUUCGAGAGAGCUUUGAGGCGGAUCUACAAAGGAUGAAGGAAGAGUUCCCGGAUGCGUGAUGUUAUGACCUUGAAGAAUUUGGAUUGGGUUGACGGAGUUGAACAACACGGAUAACCGAUAUAUGUAUGUGUAAAGUGAAAGAAAUCAAU